UUCAUUUCCAUCUAUGUAGACCUGAUGCUAGGGUUAUAGGAUUAAUCAAGCGUAUGGGAGCAGAAGCACACCCAAUACAAAAGAGAGUGUUAUGUAUGAAUAAGAUUGAUUUAGUUGAGAAGAAGAAAGAUUUACGAACGGUUGCCGAGCAAUUCAAAGAUCUUCCUGGGUAUGAAAGGCAUUUCAUGAUUUCGGGUCUAAAGGGAUCUGGAGUGAAAGAUCUUACUCAAUACUUGAUGGAUCAGGCUGUCAAAAGAUCUUGGGAGGAAGAUCCGUUCAUCAUGACUGAGGAAGUAAUGAAGAAUAUAUCAUUAGAAGUUGUCCGAGAAAGGUUGUUAGACCAUGUCCAUCAGGAAAUCCCAUCGGUUGGACGGACUGGAAGGAGUUGCGAGAUGGCUCUCUUCGGAUUGAACAGCAUCUUAUCACUCCCAAAUUAAGCCACCGCAAGAUUCUUGUAGGAAAGAAGGGCUGUAAAAUGGGGUAAA
Messenger RNA from Prunus mume (Japanese apricot), 485 nucleotides. Its product is annotated as GTP-binding protein ERG-like. Gene Ontology annotation, molecular function: ribosomal small subunit binding; GTP binding; rRNA binding. The record is from RefSeq and is a predicted model, not a curated record. Lineage: Eukaryota; Viridiplantae; Streptophyta; Magnoliopsida; Rosales; Rosaceae. Gene Ontology annotation, biological process: ribosomal small subunit assembly.